Molecule: messenger RNA, 1509 nt
Organism: Parathielavia appendiculata
Lineage: Eukaryota; Fungi; Ascomycota; Sordariomycetes; Sordariales; Chaetomiaceae
Product: Pkinase-domain-containing protein
Exons: 2
Coding region: 1-1509 (502 amino acids)
Biological process (GO): protein phosphorylation; intracellular signal transduction
Cellular component (GO): cytoplasm
Molecular function (GO): ATP binding; protein serine/threonine kinase activity
Source: RefSeq, a predicted model, not a curated record
AUGCAGCAUGUUUCAAUGUUUGGAUACCCCACUCCACCAGCAUCACCAGCUUUUGGCCAGCCUUGCGGGAUCCCGAGCCAGCACAUCACCGUCCAGCAGCCGUGCCUACCCCGGUUCGUUCCAAUCGCCCCGGAGGAGAGGUUAGGAAGGUUUAUCACGGACUCAUUACAACUCACGGGCAUCGUGGGCACCGGCGCCUAUGGGGUUGUUUACUCGGCCGUCGACAAGAGGAGCAAUGUCCAGUAUGCCGUCAAGUGCCUCAGCAAGUUCAACCCUGACGGUACACCACUGGACCGCCGCCAAGUCGCCUUCCAAACCAGGGAGAUCCGGCUGCAUCACCUGGCUUCGAACCACCGCAACGUGGUUUCGAUCCUGAAGAUCAUCGACUACCUGGAUUGCAUUUACGUUAUUUUGGAGUAUUGCCCCGAAGGCGACUUGUUCUACAACAUCACCGAGCGCGGGCAGUAUGUGGGUAAGGAUGAGUUGGCCAAAAACGUCUUCCUCCAGAUCCUGGAUGCCGUGGGGCACUGUCACAGCCUGGGCAUUUACCACCGGGACUUGAAACCCGAGAACAUUCUCGUCUCAGACCAGGGAGGGACUGUCAAGCUGGCAGACUUUGGCCUUGCUACUUCCUCUGAGCGAUCCGAAGACUACGGCUGCGGUUCGACGUUCUACAUGUCUCCAGAAUGCCUGGAUCCCUCAUCAAGGAGGCCGUUCUACUACUGCGCUCCAAACGAUGUUUGGAGCCUGGGAGUCAUCCUGGUGAAUCUCACCUGUGGACGCAACCCAUGGAAGCAGGCAUCCUAUGAGGACGCCACGUACCGGGCAUACACCAAGAGCCAGGACUUUCUGAAGACCAUCCUUCCCGUGACGGAUGAGUUGAACGACAUACUGGGGAGGAUAUUUGCUCGGAACCCGGACGAGAGGAUCACGCUACCCGAGCUGCGUGCUCGGAUUCUCGCCUGCUCCCGGUUUACCGAACCACAACAGACACCGCCUGCUUCGCCAGGACCCACGACUUACGUUUGCGAGGAGCUCAUCAUGGACGAGUACGACUACGAUUACGAGGCAUCACUCUCCCCUGCUUCCUCGGUUGGGGAAUCGACGUGCUCGUCGGACGAAGGGUCUCUCGCCUCGACUGGUUCAAGCAUUGAAGACUUGGAGGAUGACGAUUUCCUGGACGACAUCCCCGAGGCCAAGACACCUCCCCCACAGGCGCAAGCGCCCAUGGGAGAACCUGCGAUUUACGAACCUGAAGAACCGAGGGUUAUGCAAUACCACCCGCCACAGGAGUAUCUGCACCCCUUCCCCAUGGCGGUUCCGGAGCCCGUUCAGGCGAUGCCUGUACCUGUCCAGCCAUGUGCGCCGCCGCCCAAGUUUCAGCUGCACCAAUAUGUCUGGGACAUGUUGAGGUAUGGGCACCCGACACCGCCGGUGCCCCAACUUCACCACCUUGUUCCGUUCCACCAUCAGGUUCCUCUGUUUGCCCACAUGCAGGGCUGCUACUAG